Molecule: messenger RNA, 3854 nt
Organism: Chroicocephalus ridibundus (black-headed gull)
Lineage: Eukaryota; Metazoa; Chordata; Aves; Charadriiformes; Laridae
Gene: ZIC1
Product: Zic family member 1
Exons: 3
Coding region: 736-2073 (445 amino acids)
Biological process (GO): regulation of transcription by RNA polymerase II
Cellular component (GO): nucleus
Molecular function (GO): RNA polymerase II cis-regulatory region sequence-specific DNA binding; DNA-binding transcription factor activity, RNA polymerase II-specific
Source: RefSeq, a predicted model, not a curated record
GUCUUUUCAAUUCAUUUAUCUGCAGGAAUGAUUGCCGCUAUCAGUCUCGCGUUCACCGCCCGGCUGAGGAGGUGAAAGUUUCUCCCCAGGAAGAUAAACCGCAAAAGACAAUAUUGUGCAUGAUUUGCGCCUUUUUUUUGCAGAGCGAAAAAAAAAAAAAAAAAAAGGGCCCCAGAAAAAAAAAAAUCGGGGAGAGUGUGGGGAAGCUCGAAGAGGAGAGAGAAACAAGCUCUCGGCCACUUUGCAACAUUCCUAUAGCCAAAAAAAUCACUGAAGGAAGUUUCUUUUUUGUUUUGUUUUUUGCUGCCCGUGUUGUUCUCUCUCCGUUAUUGUUAUUUGCAGCCAGUUUAUUUUUGAGCCCACCCAACCCCCCCCUCCCCACUUAAACCUCCCUGAAAAGUCAAAGCAGAGAGACAGUGAAUAUUUUUUGGGGCACAUUUUUAUUAUUAUUAUUUGCAACUGCGAAGAUCUCUUCCCCCCUUCCGCACCAGCCUCUUUUUUUUCUUCUUCUUCUUCUUCUUCUCCUUUUUUUUUUUUUUUUCCUUCCCCCCGCGCUGAUGCCGAAGGGGGUGUUUUUGAUGUGGUUGCUUUGGUGGUGAUCGUCGCUGACUUUCCAAAGAGGGUGUUUUCGCCGCCGCUGCUGCUGCUGCUGCUGCUGCUGCUGCUGCUGCUUCUCUCCGCGUUGUGUGUGUGCGCGCGUGCUUUUUUUUUGGUUGCUGCAUCGACGCUGGGAAGAUGCUUCUGGAUGCUGGACCGCAGUAUCCCGCCAUAGGAGUCACUACCUUCGGAUCCUCUCGCCACCACUCCACGGCCGAUGUCACGGACAGAGAAGUGGGGCUGGGGAUCAACCCCUUCGCCGACGGCAUGGGCGCCUUCAAAAUCAACCCCAGCACCCACGAGCUGGCCUCGGCCGGCCAGACCGCCUUCACCUCGCAGGCGCCCGGCUACGCGGCGGCGGCCCUGGGCCACCACCACCACCCGACCCAUGUCAGCUCCUACUCCAGCGCCGCCUUCAACUCCACCCGGGACUUUCUGUUCCGCAACCGCGGCUUCGGGGAGGCGGCGGCCGCCAGCGCCCAGCACAGCCUCUUCGCCUCCGCCGCCGGCAGCUUCGCCGGACCCCACGGACACACCGAUGCCGCGGGACAUAUACUUUUCCCGGGGCUGCACGAACAAGCCACCAGCCACGCUUCGCCUAACGUGGUGAACGGGCAGAUGCGCCUGGGCUUCUCCGGAGACAUGUACGGCAGACCCGACCAGUACGGCCAGGUCACCAGCCCCCGCUCCGAGCACUACGCCUCGACCCAGCUGCACGGCUACGGCCACAUGAACAUGAACAUGGCAGCCCACCACGGGGCAGGGGCCUUCUUUCGUUACAUGAGGCAGCCCAUCAAACAGGAACUCAUCUGUAAGUGGAUUGAGCCCGAGCAAUUGUCAAACCCCAAAAAGUCCUGCAACAAAACUUUCAGCACGAUGCACGAGCUGGUGACUCAUGUCACGGUGGAGCACGUUGGAGGACCCGAGCAGUCCAAUCACAUAUGUUUCUGGGAAGAGUGUCCAAGAGAAGGGAAACCUUUCAAGGCCAAAUAUAAACUUGUAAAUCACAUCAGAGUCCACACAGGUGAAAAGCCUUUCCCCUGCCCUUUCCCAGGCUGUGGCAAAGUGUUUGCCAGAUCAGAGAAUCUCAAAAUACACAAAAGAACUCAUACAGGUGAAAAACCAUUUAAGUGUGAAUUCGAGGGCUGUGACAGGCGCUUUGCAAACAGCAGCGACCGCAAAAAGCACAUGCAUGUGCACACUUCCGACAAGCCCUAUCUCUGCAAAAUGUGUGACAAGUCCUACACGCACCCCAGCUCCCUCAGAAAGCACAUGAAGGUCCAUGAAUCAUCCUCGCAGGGGUCCCAGCCUUCUCCCGCCGCCAGCUCAGGCUACGAGUCCUCCACCCCUCCAACCAUCGUGUCUCCGUCCACAGAAAACCAGACCGCCAGCUCCUUAUCCCCUUCCUCCUCCGCAGUCCACCACACGUCCAGCCACAGCACGCUUACAUCAAAUUUUAACGAAUGGUACGUCUAAAACGCUAAAACAAAACAACAAAAAAACACAAACCGAAACAAAACAAAAAAAGCCCCAAGUGAGCAAACAAAUACCCUAUUUAAAGACUCCAAAAAUAAUGAACACUUUGAAAUCAGAAUUUAAAUGAGCAAACAAAAAUAAAAUGCUGCCAGUAGACCCAGGACUGAGUAAAAUGAAGACUUCAUUUUUUAAAAAUUGUUUUUUUCCCUUCUUUUUUCCCCCUCUUUUUUAUUUCUCUUUUUUCUUUUUUUUGUCUUUUUCUUUCUUUCCUUUUCUUUUUAUUUCUCUUUUUCCUAUUUUUUCUUUUUUUUCUUUUCUUUUCUUUUUUUUUUUUUCCUUUUUCUUUUUUUCUGUUCUGCUGUGUUCCAAGGCUUGGUAGGAGAAGGGGUUAGUAGAAUGCAUAAGAAGACAAGGUUACCAGGGCAAAUGCCAACUGUGUAGGGCUUUACUGGAAACCACUGAUUAGAGAUCUCCAACUGCAUGUCUGCUCGGGCAGCGGCCUUCCCCCCCAUCCCCUCUUGUAAAUACAGAAUUAUUAGCUUCAAAAACAAAACAACAAAAAAAUGUACUGUUUGAUUUUGUAAAUAGUUAUAUCGCAAGUUGAAUAAGGGGAUAUGUGGAUUUGUGGUCUUUGCAUAUAUGUGGGGGGAGGGGCGGGCGGGCGGGAGCGGCGGCGGGGGGGGCGGAGGUGGUGGGGGGGCAGAGGGAAGAGGUAGAAAUUCAACUAUUUGUACUGAAUGGCAAGAAUGUUCUAGUAAAUGUGUACCAAAAUGUGAAUUACUUUGUAUUAUUACAGUCUAAACGUCGAUCUAACAGAAUAUUAUUGGUAUUAAUGUGCUUUUUUGUAUAAAGUGCAACAUUUCGUCCCAAAGUCCAGUCUAAGUAGUGCAGUAAAAUGUUGUUACACGUCCUGUCAAGAAAUUCGUAUAGUGAAAGCCUGGAUCUGCGUGUCAAACUGUUACAUUUGUUUAUGUAAAGUGAUAUUAAAAAAAAAAAAAAAGAGAUAAACUAUAUCUGUCCGUUGCUUUUGGCAAAUACAAGAACAUAAUGUAUAUAAAUCCUAAUUUCCAUAUUUAUCCGCAUGUAAAGGUCCGGUUAUACAUGUUACAAGAUAUUCAAUAUUUAUGGCUAGAAGAAUUGGUAUGUAAAAUUUAGUUUACAGAACUGUUUGGUAACAUUUCGUACCUUAUUAAAGAUUCUUAAAUCCCAUGAAUUGUGGUAGGAAUUCUUAUUCGCUAAGUCAACCUGCUGCAACUCCAACUAGCUUUAGGAUAUUAGAAUAAAACUGUCCCAGUUUUUCACUGCUUUCCAUUAUGUCAUCACUAAAGCAGCGAAGGUGAUAUAAAUGUGAUAAAUGAAAGGAUCCCUGCUGGCAUUACUAUAGUGUGUAAUUAGUAUUUAUAUCAAAAUUUAUGAAACAAAUUUUCGGCCGCAGUAUAAUUUAAAUGACCUUUGCAGACAUAGAAUAACAACCAUAAAAAUAACAGAAAUAGAUUGCAUAGACUACAUAAAUAUUAAUGUGGGGAAUUGUUACACGAGAAGUGCUGCACUCCACUCCAACACUGCCCAUGAAUCUGCAUAGACUGGGUCCCUAAAUUAAAUUAAUUCGGAUAACAUAUAUUAGGAGAUUUAAAACAGAGGAGAUUUCGGUUGCCAUUUUAAUUUAAGGCAUUUAUGACCAUAACUAAUUCUCAGGCAGUGGAUUCAUGACUUUCUUUGGGCCUUUUACUCCAAGAAGUACAGCACUGUUUCACGAAGGCCGUUUUUGUUGUUGUUGUUGU